AUGCGGACGUUGGAUGCGUGCGAGGCGGGCAUGCAGGCGACUGGUGGUGUCGAGCUGUGUUUUGCCGAUGCUGCGCAUUGCGCAACGGCAUGGUCCCGCCACAACGUUGUUGCGUUCGCCGAGGCCGGCGCCCGCGGCACCUGUGUUGUGCUGGCCGAGCUUGGCCAGCACGGGAUCUCCGAGAUUGUGACGCGCUUGCCUGCGCCAUCGCGCAGCCCCCCAUUUGACGGGGCGUCGAGUGCGCCGGAAACGCUAGGCGCGCCGACGCACAUUAGUUUUAGCCCGUGUGGGUAUACUCUUCUUGCCUACUUUCCCGCGCUCCAUCCGGCGCCGCACCAGCCCAACAGCCUUUUGCUCCCGUGCAGCACCGCGCUGCAAACUCCGAUUAUGGACCAGCUGCAUCGCAGUAUCCCGGAAUUGCCAUCGACGUCUACUGCUGACGGCACUGUCCCUUUCCUACCGUGGAAUCAAGGCGUUUUAUGCGUUUGGACGCGCGCGCCGCAGCUGCCCAAAACCCAAUGGGACCUUCGACAAACGCUUUCCGUAAGCAUGAAUCCCUUAUUCGCGCCAAAUUUGCUUGGCGACAUUGCAAGCGUGACGUGGCUCGGUGGGCCGCGCCAAUGGAAUUGCCAGCCAGACGGCCAAGGGUUUGCUCGCGCGCCGGCGCAGGGCCCUACCACCUUUCAAGCGCACCCGAACUUGCCGCUGCACGAGGCGCAGGACGAACAAGUGUGCGUACUUGUCACCAACAUGGGCCAGCUCUGCUUUUUGCACCGUCUGCCGCAAGCUACAUUGGAUGCGCGCCGCACGGAUAUAUUCCGCGUGCACUACGCUUGGCUUGCCCAGCCAAGUGUGCAACCGCCGCCAGCGACGAUGGAGUCGGAUAGUCUUGCUGGGACGACGCCGAUGCCGUUUCUUGGAUGUCGGUAUGUUGGGCAUGUACAAACGUGCCCCAUUGCUGAAGAGCCCGUUGUGCUUGUUGCCUACUUGGAAAGUGCAACAAGAGAAAUGGAAAUUGCGGCGUCUGCAGGCCAGGUCAUGCUCACCGAGAUCCAGUUCACUCUCAAUGGCGCCAUGUCGUUCUACACGGUGAAUCCCAUUGAGCCGCUGCCGUUGGACCCAACACCGAUACUGCGCCUGGACGAUCCACUCCCACCGGAGCUGAUCGUGCACGGAAAGGCACUUGCAUCGAUGGCAUGGCUGCCGGGCACGGACGUCGACGACUCUGUCCAGCUGCUGUUUUCGCUUGUUGUGUACCAAGCGCCGUCGGAGCCAGCAGGAACACAGCUGGUUUCAUGGGCGGUACGCCGCCAUGGAAUGGACCUCGGCGAGGCACUUGCGCCGCUCUUUUCCCAGCCGCGGCCAGAGGCCACGCUGGACGAAGCCAAGUGGCACACGAUCCCAUGCGCGACUGCCUGGGUAGAGCACCACGUAUGUACUUCGUUCUACGUGCCCAGCACGCCGAUUCCCUUUGCACAUACCCUGUUGGCGACAGCGUCUUCAACCACUGCAAACGGCGAGAUCUGGGCCACGAUCCACCUAGAUACCCUUACCUUUACGCCGGGAGUGCGCUUGGCUCUGGAGCUCCGCGCGCGGUCUUCGCUUGCCAUUUCGCCAUGCGGUGUGCUUGCCUGUACGCUACUGCUUCCCAGCGCCGCACUCGCUAUUCUGCCACUUCCCAUGGCACUUGGCGAACACAGCGUCCUUGAUUGGGCGGGACGACUUGUAGGGCUCUCUUUGCUUCGCCAAGUAUCCUGCACGGAUGUGGCACACUGGGCAAAGUCUUUAAACACGCCUCUUACCACGCAGAUGCCGCUUGUCCUCCAACAAACGGCUGCGUCGCUCGUCUUUGGCGCGCCGACAGGAAAGCGACCCACGAUGCACCAACUCCUUGUCCUUGGCGUUGUCGUCUUAUCGCUUGAGCACGGCGCACAGCGUGCCGAAACUUUUUUGCAAACGCGCAUGCACCUCUUUGUCGAGGUAGGGCACAUGUACAGGCUGCUCUCCUGUGCGCGGAGCGAUAAAAGCGACUUGCGAUUUUCAGCACAGCUUGCCAGGGGCACGACGCAGUUUUUCCCACACGCGCUGUGGCCUCUUCAUCGUGUAUUGUGCCGCUUGUUGGUAUGGAUGGAGCACGCUGUGCGCGAAGCAACGAGUGGAGGAGCAGCGUCUAACGCACGACCCAGCGUGUUUUUUGAGCUGCUUGCAUAUCCCGAAGCCUCGGUGCUCUUCCAAGACGUGCUUGCGGGCCUCUCGUUGUACGUCGAGUGGGUGCGCACCCUGUCUUUGGACGCAUGGAUUGCGCCUGCACAGCCAGGCAAGCACCCUCGCACUUGGUAUACCGACAAAGCCUCGUCGCUAGCACUGGCGCAAAAAACCGUGCUCGAUACGGCAGCGCAUGCGCCCGUGGAUUUGCGCGCUGCCGCACAAGUGCUUGCAGGUCGCGCAUCCCGCGCCGCAUGGUCCGACCUUUUUGCAAUGCCGGCUUCUCAAGAGGUGGCCGAGACCGCGCGUGCGAUUGCAAACGCUUUUGUCCUCCCGAGCCAUGGCGUUGUGCAUAGCGAAGUGGACCUAUGGUCGUGUGCGCCGGAUCUUUUAUGGCCCGCGUCGCUGGUAGACCACAGUAUUUAUAGCACCUAA
This is a messenger RNA of Malassezia vespertilionis, 2640 nucleotides long. RefSeq lists its product as uncharacterized. The transcript has a single exon. Lineage: Eukaryota; Fungi; Basidiomycota; Malasseziomycetes; Malasseziales; Malasseziaceae. The coding region runs from base 1 to 2640 and encodes 879 amino acids. The record is from RefSeq and is a predicted model, not a curated record.